Molecule: messenger RNA, 780 nt
Organism: Choloepus didactylus (southern two-toed sloth)
Lineage: Eukaryota; Metazoa; Chordata; Mammalia; Pilosa; Megalonychidae
Product: serine protease 58-like
Exons: 5
Coding region: 1-780 (259 amino acids)
Biological process (GO): proteolysis
Molecular function (GO): serine-type endopeptidase activity
Source: RefSeq, a predicted model, not a curated record
AUGAACGGCCUCUUCCUAGUCUUCACCAUUCUUACAGUGACUGUAACAACCAUAACAGCAACUCCAGCACCAGCAAAAGCAGAAUCAGCCUGGCAAACCAAUCAGGUGAAGAAAGAAAUGAAUGCACCACCCUUUUUGAUUUUCCUGAACUUGGAAUAUGAGCCUUGCUUGGGGACUCUGAUCCACAAGCAAUGGAUUCUCACUGCAGCUCGCUGCUUCUUACCAUUACUUCACCUCAAGAUCGCUGCUUCAGAAGAGAAGCAUUUCCAAGACAAGAUAGGGAAAUUAGAACCCAUGCUUACCUUCCAACAUCCAAAUUUCACCCCAAGUUUUCCUGAGCAUGACCUCAUGCUCAUCAAGCUGAAGAAACCCAUAAAUCUCAAUGAUGAGGUGAAGCUGGCAGCUCUGCCCACUAGCACAGAUGACAGGAUAGGAGACAUGUGUACUGUGUCUGGCUGGAGGUGGACAUGGAUGAAUUCCAUUAUAGUUCAUGAUAUCCAGAAAAACCAAAAUGUUGUUUGGUUCUCUGAUGAUGAUUGCCAGGUGUUCCUUGGAAGACAAGUCUAUGCUAAAAUCCCAGAGAACAUGUUCUGUGCAGGAUCAUCUCUGGAGAGCGCCCUCGUAUGUCAGGAAAUAACUGCUGCCCCAAUUCUGUGCCAAAAUCAGCUCCUAGGGAUCCUAUCAUGGUCAGAUGGGUGUGUUCUGAGCGGUAACAUGGGCUACUACACCAAGGUUUCACGUUACAUAGACUGGAUCCUCCAAGUCAUCCACACCAAGUGA